Andrographis paniculata is the source of this 1137-nucleotide messenger RNA. Its product is annotated as suppressor of disruption of TFIIS-like. The record is from RefSeq and is a predicted model, not a curated record. The transcript is spliced from 9 exons. Lineage: Eukaryota; Viridiplantae; Streptophyta; Magnoliopsida; Lamiales; Acanthaceae. Bases 94 to 984 code for a protein of 296 amino acids.
CUCUCCUGUUGUUUGAGCAAUCUCUCUUUGUUGUAAGGAAUUGGUCAUCUGAUCUUCUUUCUGCAUCCUCAGAUUCUGCUGUAGGAGAUUAAGAUGGAGUAUGGACAGGUUCAGCAUCAAAAGUACGAAUGCCUUUUAUUCGAUCUCGAUGAUACACUCUACCCUGUAAGUUCUGGUUUAGCAGCAUCAGUUCUUAAGAACAUCCAAGCAUACAUGGUCGAAAAGUUGGAUAUCGAAGAAAGUAAAAUUCAAGAUUUGUCUAAUCUACUGUACAAACACUAUGGCACCACAAUGGCAGGUCUUAGAGCAAUUGGAUACGACUUUGACUAUGACGAGUACCAUAGUUUUGUCCAUGGAAGAUUACCUUAUGAGAACCUAAAACCAGACCCUGUUUUGAGAAGCCUUCUGCUAAGUUUGCCUAUAAGAAAAGUUAUCUUCACAAAUGCUGAUAAAGUCCAUGCCAUCAAAGCUCUUAGAAGACUAGGUUUGGAAGACUGUUUUGAAGGGAUCAUAUGUUUUGAAACUCUUAAUUCUAUUCACAACCCCGCCACAUCAGACAACGAGGAUGAUAUCGCGUUUCUAGGAUCAACACAACCAUCCCUAGCUUCAAACAGAAGCCCUGAAAUUUUCGACAUCAUAGGACAUUUCUCAAAGCCUGAUGCAGCAGCAACCAGUCUGCCUAAGACUCCAGUUGUCUGCAAACCUUCAGAAUCCGCCAUAGAAAAGGCACUUAAAAUUGCCAACAUCGACCCUAAUAGAACAUUGUUCUUUGAGGAUAGUGUCCGUAACAUUCAAUCUGGAAAACGUGUAGGACUUCAUACAGUAUUGAUUGGUAAAUCACAGAGAGUGAAAGGAGCUGAUUAUGCAAUUGAAAGCAUUCAUAACCUCCGGGAAGCCAUACCCGAGCUCUGGGAAGGUAACAAACAAGCUGAGGUCAACUACUCAUCCUCAGGGAUUACAGUGGAGACUUCUGUAACUGCUUAAUCACCUUAAGGUUAUUAUAACAGAAAGGAGAAGGCCAUGUUUGAUGGUUAUUCUUCUCUCUGGUUCACACCUGAUCAGUUGAUCAAGGCAUGUUUGUAAAUGUUCUGUCAUUAUUAAAUCAAAUAAAUAACAUAUACUAAUAUUUUCCUUGCA